Messenger RNA from Cuscuta europaea, 435 nucleotides. NCBI's taxonomy places the organism in Eukaryota, Viridiplantae, Streptophyta, Magnoliopsida, Solanales, Convolvulaceae. The record is from the annotation of a GenBank genome assembly.
CUUUCCAAACACAUCUUCCUCCUGUGUUCUUCUUCUUCUGCGUCCUUCUUCUCUUCCUCCUGCGUCGUUCUUCCUCAUGCAUGCGUUCUUCUUCUAUCCUUGUUCGGAAUUCAUCCUGAUAGAGAACGUAUUGAUCGGAUUUCUCCUUGUGCGUCGUUCUUUUUCUUGGUGCUCCAUCCGUUGUGGGUUUUCUGCUCCAGCCUAACUUUCUUCCAUGGAAUAAAAGAGGCACCGGGAGACAAUGCCAUAAUGGAAACUAUGAUGCUUUUGGAAGAAAAGUGCAUAUCAUUUUGUAAAAAAUAUCAAUGUAAAAUUUUAGAAUAGUAUGAAGUACUAGUGCACUUUUAUGUAUAUUUAAAUGCACAUGAUAAAAGUGCAUUUUAUUUUGUAAAAAAGUGUAUGUUUAUAAUUUUAGAAAGUGAAAUAAUAGUGCAC